CGAGCGAGCGCCGUGGGCGAUGUCGGGCGGGCGGAGGGCGAGCGGCGGGCCGGGCGGCGGGCGAGCGCUGGGGCUGGGCGCUGUGCUGCUGUGGCUGUGCUGGCGGGCGGCGGCGGAGCGGCUCCGCUACUCCAUGGCCGAGGAGCUGCCCAGAGGCUCGCUGGUGGGGCCGCUGGCCCGGGACCUGGGGCUCAGCGCCGACGAGCUGCCGGCGCGCAAGCUGCGGGUGGCGUCUGCCGGCAAAAAGCAGCUGAAAUUCUUCACGGUGAGCGAGGAGAACGGGAACCUGUACGUGAGCGAGAGGCUGGACCGGGAGGAGCUGUGCGGCGAGUCGUUGUCCUGCUCCGUCAGCUUCGAGGCGCUGGUGCACAACCCGCUCAACGUCUUCCGUGUCGAGGUGGCCAUUGAGGACGUGAAUGACAAUUCCCCGUCCUUCAGCAAGGCUGUUUUGGACCUCGAGAUCGGUGAAUUAAUCCCUCCCGGUGCUCGUUUUCCUCUGGAGAUGGCCCACGACGAGGACGUGGGAAGCAACUCACUGCUGACUUACCAGCUCUCCAGCAACCCCUCCUUCUCUUUAGCGUUGAAGGAGAGCGAGGACGGAAGCAAGCAGCCUGAAUUAGUGCUGGAGAGAGCCUUGGACCGGGAGAAGCAGAGCUCUUUUGAGCUGCUACUGACGGCAGUAGAUGGCGGGGAACCCAUGAGAACUGGGACUGUUGAAGUUCGGAUCAACGUGACAGACGCCAAUGACAACCCACCUGUAUUCUCGCAGGAUCGGUACAGCACGAGCCUCCGGGAGGACGCACUGCCGGGUUCGGAGGUAUUGAAAGUGUCAGCCUCAGACGCCGACGCCGGCACCAAUGCUCAUAUCACCUAUCAUUUCGGCAAAAUGCCGGCCAAAGUGCUUCAGCAAUUCGUGGUGGACAGGGAGAGUGGGACAAUCACACUGCAGGAGCCUCUGGACUUCGAGAACAUGCGAGCUUUCAGCUUGCCUGUGGAGGCGAGGGACGGUGGCGGUCUGGUGGCGCACUGCAAGGUGGAGGUGGAGGUGCUGGACGUGAACGACAACGCACCCGAAAUCACCAUUCUGUCUGUGUCGAGUCCGGUGCCCGAGGACGCGCCAGUCGGCACCGUGGUGGCCCUGCUCAACAUCCAUGACCCGGACUCCGGCGAGAACGGUGAGGUGUCGUGCGAGCUGUCGGGGGAGGCGCCCCUGUCGAUCGUGGCGUCGUCGGGCGGCUCGUCCAAGGUGGUGACGGCGAGCGCGCUGGACCGCGAGCAGGCGUCCGAGCACCGCGUGACGGUGGUGGCCCGGGACCGGGGCAGGCCGGCGCUGUGGAGCAGCAGGGAGCUGUUGCUGGAGGUGUCGGACGUGAACGACAACGCGCCGGUGUUCGAGGAGGCGUCGUACAGCGCGUACGUGCGGGAGAACAACGCGGUGGGCUUGCUGGUGUUGCGCGUUGUGGCUCGGGACUUGGACGCGGGCGCGAACGGGCGCGUGAGCUACUGGCUGUCGGGCGGCAGCGCGGGCGCGGCGGGCGCGGCGCCGCUGGUGUCGGUGGAGGCGCGGAGCGGCGCGGUGUACGCGCAGCGCUCGUUGGACUACGAGCAGUGCCGCGAGUUCUCGGUGGCCGUGCGGGCGCAGGACGGCGGGUCGCCGGCGCGCAGCUCGACGGCCACGGUGCGCGUCUUCGUGCUCGACCAGAACGACAACGCGCCGCGGGUGCUCUACCCGCCCCCGCCGGCGGCGUCGGGAGCGGCGUCUGCGGGCUCGGUGGGUUCGGCUUUCGAGGUGGUGCCGCGUUCGGCGUCGUCCGGGUACCUGGUGGGCAAGGUGGUGGCGGUGGACGCGGACGCGGGGCGCAACGCGUGGCUGUCGUACGAGCUGGUGCAGGCGUCGGAGCCGGCGCUGUUCCGCGUGGGGCUGCAGAGCGGCGAGGUGCGCACGGCGCGGGCCGUGUCGGAGAGGGACGCGGCCAAGCAGCGCCUGGUGGCCGUGGUGAAGGACCACGGCGAGCCGGCGCUGUCGGCCACGGCCACGCUGCACGUGGUGCUGGCCGAGAGCUUGCAGGAGGCGCUGCCGGAGCUGAGCGAGCGGGCGGCGGGCGCCGAGGCGGCGGGCGAGCUGCAGUUCUACCUGGUGCUGGCGCUGGCGCUGCUGUCGGCGCUGUUGGUGCUGAGCGUGGCGCUGGCCGUGCUGGCGCGGCUGCGGCGGGCCGGGCCGCCCGCCGUGCUGCGCUGCCUGGGCGCGCAGCGCUUGUCGCUGGCCGGCGCCGCCUUCCCGGCCGACUUCUGCGAGGGCACCUUGCCCUACUCCUACAACCUGUGCGUGGCGGCGCCGCCCCGCGCCAACCCCGAGGCCGCUUGGCCGCCGCCGCCGCUGCCCAUCGUGCCCGCGGAGGAGCUUGUGGCCGGGGAGCCCUGCGAGAAGCCGAGCCCGAACAGCAGCACCGUCGCUGGAGAGCCGCCCGCUGACCCCGACGCACCGCAGGUCUGUAAGCCGCACGUGUUGCUGUUCUCCUUUAGAAAGGAAACACUGUCCUCUUUCCUUUGGGUUUCUGGGGAUGGUCUGGGUGGGGAGUGCUGGUCCAUGUCUCCAUCAGGGGAUGAAAAAGCGGGGUCGCUCCUUUCUCCAAGAGUACACAUUUAAUGCGGUAGUUCCUGUUUUUUCGCUGGUAAUAGUUUCAGGUUCAACUGAAAGUUGUUGUCUAGAACUCUUUUGUUGUGUUAAAUUGUAUUAGUAAUAACGGUGAAGGCGAAUCCUCGCUCUAUAGAGGGUGAUGUGCUGUAUCUGUAUGACAGGUUUGAAAGAACAGGAGUGGCACUCAGUGUUGCAGAUUUUUCCUUCCUAAGUGAUUUGUUCCGAUAUAAUGUGCUUGGAUCUAGUGGAUGGCUGACUAAAAACUCUUUCCUUAAUUCUUUUUUUUUCACGAUUAUAAUCUCAAAGGCAACUUGCUCAGGGUUACAUGCAUGGAGAGUGACAGGUUCUCCAUCACUUCUGGGAGAAUUCCCACCUGUUCUCGUGGGAAUGCUGCUACAGAAGUGGGAGGAAUAGUAACAGUAGUGGGAUGGAUUAACUGUUGUUAACAAUGUUUUUCUAUCCUGGCUGGUAGUUUUAUCUUUUU
Messenger RNA from Pseudopipra pipra, 3122 nucleotides. Its product is annotated as protocadherin gamma-B5-like. Lineage: Eukaryota; Metazoa; Chordata; Aves; Passeriformes; Pipridae. Gene Ontology annotation, biological process: homophilic cell-cell adhesion. The record is from RefSeq and is a predicted model, not a curated record. Gene Ontology annotation, cellular component: plasma membrane. The transcript has a single exon. Gene Ontology annotation, molecular function: calcium ion binding. Bases 20 to 2647 code for a protein of 875 amino acids.